Molecule: messenger RNA, 713 nt
Organism: Saprolegnia diclina VS20
Lineage: Eukaryota; Oomycota; Saprolegniomycetes; Saprolegniales; Saprolegniaceae
Exons: 4
Coding region: 17-613 (198 amino acids)
Source: RefSeq, a predicted model, not a curated record
GCAUUUUUGAAGAAGCAUGUCCGAGCCUUGGACCCCGACAUUUGGGCUCAAGCGUGCGGGUGUCAGCGCCCACAAGCGCCAGUCGACCGAGCUCCACACGCUUCGCAUGCGAUCGCACGACAUGUCCUUCGUAGACGUCGAUGCAAAAAGCGCAUCACCUGGUCGGAGGUACCUUCAGCAGCAAGCCCCCAAGCGGUCGCCCAAGCGCAGUCACCAGUCCCUUCCUGGCAGCAUCUUGGUGCCCAGCGACAGCUUGCAUCCGUCGCAGUCGGAGCCGCUGCAUCUCGCGUACAGUGCUAGCAUUGUCCUGGGACCGACGACACUGCGGCCAUCGAGCUCGGCAGCGCUUAUGACGCCGUCGAUUGCCUCAUCGUCGGCAACGCUGCAGCUCGGCCGCCCGAAACCCCAACGCGUCCUCUCGCGUAAGACACUCGAACCCCCCGAGUUGCACACGCCACCGUCCACGGUCGCGAUCGAAACCAAGCGCCACUUGGCGUUUGGCGGCGGCUUCCUCGUCGACAACCAAGUGGCACCAAGCACGAGUCCGACCAAGCAACGACCCCAGUCAACCGUGCGCAUGUACUUUAUCAGCCCGCCGCAGGACGACCUGUGAUCGAAUGCAGCACCGUGUACACUCCCGCCAAAAUUGCUAUAUACAGUUUGGCAAGUCUUUCAAAAUACCCUAGUCGCUGUCGUCAAUGACGAUUAUGUCG